UGCUGGAUUCACAUCCAAAAUUAACAUAUCACAGGUAAACAAUUCAACAUGUCGAAGAGCCUUGCUGGACGUAAUGCCAUCGUCUCUGGCGGCUCGCGAGGUAUCGGGAAAGGUAUUGCUCUGGAGCUGGCCAAACGUGGAGCAAACGUUCUGAUUACCUACGAGAAGUCCGCCAAGGCUGCUGAGGGCGUAGUUGAACAGAUUGAAAAGCUCGGAACGAAAGGAAUGGCUCUCCAGGCAAGUUGUCUGGACAUUAAAUCUCCUGGCAAGAUUGUGAAGGCACUUGUCGAAGCGUGGGGUAAAAUUCAUAUCAUCAUCAAUAACGCCGGGAUCGGUGACGAUAUCUUCCUGGAAGAUUUGACGGAAUCAGACUUUGACCGACAUAUUAUCAUUAAUGUCAGAAUGCCCAUCUUCUUGGUCAAGGCGGCCAUGCAAUUUUUUGGUGAGGCUCCCCGGAUUGUCAACGUGUCCAGUAUCAUGGCGCGGGUUGGUAGCCCCCAAGCAACUGCCUAUACCGCUUCAAAGUCAGCUUUGGAAGGAGUCACCAAAGUGCUCGCCAUUGAGUUGGGCCAUAAGUAUGGAGCCACCGUGAACUGUGUGAAUCCUGGUCCAGUGGAAACCGAUAUGUGGCUACAGACAGAUAAGGACGUACGAGAUAUGUGGGAGGCGAAUAAGGCUGCUGAAACUCCCGCAGCACCACGGAUUGGCACAGUAGACGAUAUUGCGCAGAUUGUGGCAUUUUUGAGUGAGGAACAGAGCCGAUGGACUACUGGUAGUACGGUGUGCGCCAAUGGAGGAAUGGUGUGUGUAUGAGAAGACUUAAACUGAUUUUAAGCCUACUAUACUUUACAAUAAAUCCCUGUUCAUACCUACCUUCUUUCGGAACUAUCUACAAGCUACUAUCAACAUAGCAUGGUUAUACUUGUUUCUCUCCGUCGAUGUGUGCCUUGGAUUCCCUAGGCAUUUGCUUGGCCGCUUUGUCACAUGGCGACCGAUACGAUCACAUAUCUCUUACGGCUGCUAUUAUCAUAACCUACUAAAACCAAGGCAGUAUCUGUCUUAUUCUUGCAGGCUUGAAAAAUAUUGUCUUUAUUCUCUCCGCCGUUUGGUUGCAUGACUGGCGAGUAAGAAUCCCAAAGGGCUCUUCUCGUUUAUUUUGCUU
This is a messenger RNA of Talaromyces proteolyticus, 1162 nucleotides long. Its product is annotated as dehydrogenase with different specificitie. Gene Ontology annotation, molecular function: oxidoreductase activity. The record is from RefSeq and is a predicted model, not a curated record. Lineage: Eukaryota; Fungi; Ascomycota; Eurotiomycetes; Eurotiales; Trichocomaceae. The coding region runs from base 49 to 813 and encodes 254 amino acids. The transcript has a single exon.